This is a messenger RNA of Perca flavescens (yellow perch), 6560 nucleotides long. It is a transcript of the gene heatr5a, whose product is annotated as HEAT repeat containing 5a. Gene Ontology annotation, cellular component: Golgi apparatus; membrane; endocytic vesicle. Gene Ontology annotation, biological process: endocytosis; retrograde transport, endosome to Golgi; intracellular protein localization. NCBI's taxonomy places the organism in Eukaryota, Metazoa, Chordata, Actinopteri, Perciformes, Percidae. The record is from RefSeq and is a predicted model, not a curated record.
CAGUCGGUUUAGUCGCGAGCAGCUCAGCUCUACGGUGACGUUAAGAGCAUCAACGUAAACCGAAAUAAACUUUCUGCUCUUUGGUUUGUGACCGGACACUUCACGCUUCGGAUUAACGGAUUUUUAACGAAAAAGACAGGAUUUAGGAGAAUGGCCGAGCACGAAGGAAGAGUUCACCCUCACUGAGCGAAGAGGAAGAGGAAGAGGAAGAGGAAGAGGAAGAGGAAGAGGAGGAUGGAGCGAGCUCACAGCCUCCUGCUGAGCGAGGCGGCGUGCAGUCAGCUGGCUGAACAUCAGCGGCCGCAGUUCAUCUUCGAGUGGCUGACCCGGCUGAAGGAACUCCUUCCUGUCACCGACAGGGUCGACAUCAAGCAGAACCAGCGGCGUCUGAUCGAGCAGCUAUCGGGCGUUCUGAUUGGCUCCCCUGGCCCGCCCACCCGCUGGCUGCUGGCCCACUGCGUGGCCCUGCUCUACCGCCUGGGAGACCCCAUCGCUGCCAGCCUAUUCGUCGACAGGUGCCAUGACAUCAUCCGCAGCAAAGACGACUCUCCGUCGGGGCUCCCGACCCGACUGGCGGCCAUUGCGUGUCUUGGUGCUCUGUUUGAGCAGCUCGGCCGGAUGCUCUUCGGCUCCUUCAAAGACACUCUGACCAGCCUGCUGAAGGCCAUGAAGAGCGCAGAGUCUCAGGGUCGAUACGAGAUCAUGCUGAGUUUGGAGAAGAUCCUGCGAGGUUUGGGCGCCAGCGCCGUGCCGUGUCACCGAGACGUCUACAAGGCGGCAAGGGCCUGUCUGACGGACCGGUCCAUGGCCGUACGCUGCGCCGCUGCCGAGUGUCUGCUGGAGCUGCAGAGGGAGGCCACCUUCCUGUGGACCAGCGAGCUGGAGAACGUGGCCACACUGUGCUUCAGAGCCUUCGAAGGAUCCAACUACAGUGUCCGAGUGUCUGUGGCCAAGCUGCUGGGAACUCUGCUGGCUGCUGCUGUGGAGCCACGGCAGCCUACCGCCCCGCGUCAGGCUGUGCGUGGACGGAGCUCUCUGGAGGAGGUGAUGGAUGUGUUGUCGGGGGGGUUCCUGCGGGGUGGUUUCCUCCGAGCCAGCGGAGACAUGCUGAAGGGCACGACCUCCGUCAGCAAGGACAUCCGCAUCGGAGUCACGCAGGCCUGCGUGGUCUUCGUCUCCACCCUGGGCGGCUCCUGGUUGGAGGGGAACUUCCCGGCCUUCCUGUCCCUGCUGAUGGAGCUGGCGUCCCACGGCCGGGCCACGCAGACGCCUGGCGAUGCCGCGGUGACCCGAUGCUGCGUCUCCUUCAUCCUGAGGAGCACCCUGGGGUCUCUGCUGGGGGAGAAGGCUCAGACCAACGCCGCCAAGCAGCUCUGCCUCGCCGUGGCGGCACAGAAACCGGCCAUCGAUGCAGCUCUGACCGAUGGGAACGUUGAGACCAGAGUCUCUGCUGCAGACGUCGCAGCCAGUCAGCACAUGUUGGUCUGCUGCCUGCUGGAACUGGGAGGACUCAUACAGGGACUGGGAACCACUGCAGCCCCCCUCCUCACUGACAGCAGCACAGCCCUCGUGGACACGGUGAUCUCCGUCCUCCUCCACCCGGCCGCCUCCGCCCGUCUGGCCGCCGCCUGGUGCCUGCGCUGCGUUGCCACGGCGAUGCCGUCCCAGUGUUCGCCGCUGCUGGAUCGCUGUGCCGAGCGGCUGGUGGCGCUGAAGUCUUCCCCCGAAGCCGUGGCCGGGUACGGAGCCGCUGUGGCCGCCCUGGUGGCCGCCGUGCAGCACUGCCCUCUGGGAAUACCACACACCAAAGGCAUGGUGGUGCUGUCUCUGGCUGAAGACCUGCUGCGUUCAGCCUCUCAGAACAGUCGUAUCUCUCUGCAGAGGACUCAGGCUGGCUGGCUGCUCGUCUCCUCUCUCAUCACGCUGGGCCCAGCAGUAGUGGAGCACCACCUGUCCCGUCUCCUCCUCCUGUGGCGGUGUGUGUUUCCUGCCUCACUCAGGGAGCAGGAGAUGGAGCUGAGGCGAGGGGACUACUUUACGUGGCAGGUUACGCUGGAGGGACGUGCCGGAGCACUCUGUGCGAUGAAGAACCUGCUGCUGCACUGCAGGGAGCUGGUCACCGAUGACAUCAUCAGCCGUCUGCUCACGCCAUUGGCCUGCGCUGUGGCCCUGCUCACCAGGUUACCUUCUCUCCUCAGGUCUUACAGCAGUUCAGUCCGCAGCUCAUCGGUCGUCUACAGACUCAGAGUCUACGAGCUGCUCGCUCUGCUGCCUCCUCACACCUACCAAGAGAGUUUUGGUGUGAUGAUGAACCAGCUGGUGUCUGACCUGUCCGGUCCCGACAACCUGAACCAACCGUGUUCGGAGCACACGCUGCUGCCCCCCCUCUGUCACCAUGACGACCUGCAGCUGAUUGGCCCCGCCCUCCACCACACCGACCACCGAUACAUCCAGGAACAGCUCCAUGGCAGCAGUGUGGGAGGAGGCUCUCUGGACAACGAUGCCUUCAGUCUGUGUGAGAAGAGUGAUGAAGCUCCUGCUCCUCUUCCUCCUCCGGUGGCUCUGACCGCCGCCGCCGUUCGCCUCUUCGGGGUGCUGCACCCCCACGUCAUCUCCGCCCAGAGGGUGAAGAUCUUGGAGCAGUUUGUGGAAACGGUGAACCAGCUGAAGGGUCAACGGCAGCAGACGGUCCAGACGCAUGUCUGUGCUGCCCUCUGCAGUCUGCUCAAGCACCAGGCCGGUAUUCGGGGCUCCCUGGGCCCGGAGGAGGUGCGUUCCCCGGCGCUGUCCCUCCUGUCGGGGGGGCUGGAGAGCCCCGGUCCUCUGCUGCGCUGCCUGGCGGCUGAAGGUCUGGCCCGGCUGGUCCAGCUGGUCGGAGACCCCGGCUUCACCGUCUCCGUCUCCCUGCUCUGCUUCGACAGGUUGAAGUCGGCUCGGGACGCAGCGUCUCGCAGCGGCUACGCUCUGGCUCUGGGCGCGCUGCAGCGCUACACCGGAGGAAUCAGCUCGCCACAACACCUGUCCACCUGCCUGGGAGUCCUGUUCACCCUGAGCCAGGACAGCACCUCGCCAGAGGUCCAGGCCUGGUCUCUCCACAGCCUGUCUCUGGCGGUGGACCUGUCCGGCGGUUUGUACCGGGCCCACGCCGAGCCGUCCUUCACCCUGGUGCUGCGGCUGCUGCUGUCGGCCCCCCCCACCCACCCUGAGGUGCACCUGAGCCUGGCCCGCUGCCUGCACGCCCUCAUCACCUGCCUGGGCCCCGACCUGCAAGGUGAAGGAGCAGCGGUGGCCUCUCUGCGCUCCAGCUGUCUGGUGGGAUGUGGAGUGAUGCAGGACGGUCCCGAUGCUCUGGUUCAGGCCAGAGCCAUUUCCUGUCUGCAGCAGCUGCACAUGUUCUCGCCACCGCACGUCAACCUGGCCAAACUCGUCCCUGCUCUCUGCGCCCACCUGUGCAGCUCCUACCUGUGUCUGCGCCGGGCCGUGGUGGCCUGUCUGCGUCAGCUGGUCCAGCGGGAGGCGCUGGAGGUCUCCCAGCACGCCGUGGAGCUGGUCAAAGAGCUGCCGAGACGAGACAACACACAGCUGGACGUCACCAUAAAGGAAGUGGGUCUGGAAGGUGCUCUGUUCACCCUGUUGGACCGGGAGUCUGAUCCGGGUCUGCGGCGGGACAUCCAGGAGACUCUGGUCCACAUGAUGUCGUCCAGCGCCACCAGCGGGAAGCUGGGCCACUGGCUCAAACUCUGCAAGGAUGUCCUGUCUGCAACCACCGACUGCCUGGCUCCGGUGGAGGCGCGGCAGGAGGAGGAGGAGGCCCGAGAGGACGACUCCUCUGCCUUCAGGGCCGGCUCGGAGGCCAGCGGCCCGUUCACGGCGCUGCGCUGGGCCACGCGGCGCUUCGCCGUGCAGAGCGUGUGCCGCAUCAUCGCUCAGUGUGACAGCGCUGACCAGGCACACUUCAACAUGGAGCUGGCUCAGGAGAGACGCCUGCACGAGUCCACCGACUUCCUGGUGCUCCAUCUUGGUGACCUGGUGCGCAUGGCGUUCAUGGCGGCGACGGACCACAGCGACCAGCUGCGGCUGGCAGGUCUCCAGACGCUGCUGGAGAUCAUCCGACGCUUCUCGGCCAUCCCCGAACCCGAGUUCCCCGGCCACGUUAUCCUGGAGCAGUACCAGGCCAACGUGGGAGCUGCUCUCAGACCGGCCUUCACUGCUGAUGCUCCUCCUGACGUCACCGCCAAAGCCUGCCAGGUGUGCAGCGCCUGGAUUGCCAGCGGUGUGGUCAGCGACCUGCGUGACCUGCGGCGAGUCCAUCAGCUCCUGGCCUCCUCAUUGGCUAAAGUCCAGGCGGGGAGGGACACGUGCAGCCAGCUGUACAACGAGGCCACCGCUACCAUGGAAACACUGGCCGUCCUGAAGGCCUGGGCCGAGGUUUACAUCGUAGCCGUUCAGAGGAGCAGCCAUAAGGAGAGGCCCGAUAGGAUGACCGACCUGUCCGUCUCCUCCUCUCUGGCCAAUCACGGCUCAGGCUCCGAGUCAGAAGGGGCGGGCCUCCUAAAGUUGGUCCAAUCAGAUCUGUUGACCCUGAGCCGCCUGUGGCUGGCGGCGCUGCAGGACUACGCCAUGCUGACCCUCCCGCAGGAGAACGCUUCACAGCUCCCUGCAACAGGAGGUUCUUUCUACACAGCAGAGACGUUGAACCAGGCCAGAGCUCAUUACUCCUCCUCCUGGGCUCCCAUGCUGCACGCCACCUCCCUCUGGCUCCACAGCACCGGUUUCCUGAUGUCAGACGACACACCUGUUAACCUGUCCAGACCGGCCACGCCCACCUCCAUGGGACGGCCCGGGGGCGGAGCCAAGAGUCCAGAGGACCUCAACACCGACAGACUGCAUCUCAUACUGGGGAUCAGUGUGGAGUUCCUGUGUUCUCCGCACUCAGACGACCAGAUGGAGAACAUCACUUCCUGUCUGCGAGCUCUGCAGGCGCUGCUGGACAUCCCCUGGCCCCGCGCUAAGAUCGGGAGCGACCAGGCUCUGAGUGUGGAGCUGCUGAGCGUGCUCCACCGUCUGAUGGUGACCAGAGAGUUCGUCUCCGUCCAACUCUCCGUCUUAGAUUUACUGCGACAGAUCGUAACGGCUACUCAGGAGCACGUCAGGGAGAAACGCCACAGCGCUGAGGUGGAUGACGGCGCGGCAGAGAAGGAGACGCUGCCGGAGUUCGGCGAGGGACGGGACACCGGCGGUUUGAUUCCCGGGCGCUCGCUGGUGUUCGGAGCGCUGGAGCUUUGCCUCUGUGUGCUGGUCCGGAAACUCCCACAGCUCAGCCCCAAACUGGCCGGAACCAGUCCAACCGGUCCUGGAGGUUCAGUGUGGAGUCUGACCGACAGCAACUGUCGGCUGGUGGCGUCUGCUCUGUGUGUCCUCUCCGAGCUGCCGUCCGUCUGCUCCCCAGAAGGCAGCGUGUCCAUCCUCCCCACAGUCCUCUACCUGCUGCUGGGAGUCCUCCGAGAGCUCACGGGGGGCUCUGUGGGCGGGGCCGGUCCGGGCUCCGUGGUCCAGGCGGCUCUUCAGGCUCUGAAGUCGGUGGUGACGUCUCCGAUGAGCCGGCAGGAGAAGAGCCGCGGAGCCUGGAGGCUGCUGCUGAGAUCGGCUCUGAACACACUGCUGGGCCUCUGGGACACCGGAGACGGUGUUGUGGAUCAGGUCAGUCUGCUCACGGCUCUGACCGUCUUCCUGCUGUCUGCUGGUCCAGACGUCUGCACCGUGGAGCCACUGCACGCGCUCUGUCUGCAGCGCUUCACCACCGGCAUGGACGCCAAAGACCCGCUGGUUGUGAGUCGCUGUUAUCAGCUGUUAACGUCGGUGUUCCAGGCUCAGCCCGGCAUCGCCGUCCCGUACAUCCAGGCGCUCGGACCGCCGCUGGUUCGAUUCCUGCAGAGGGCGGAGCGGAGUCGUCCUCAGAGUGCCGAGGAGUUGUUGGGAGUCCUGGAGGGAGUCCAAGCGAUGGAGGCGCUGGUCCAAGCCGCAGACGAGUCCCAGCGUGCUCCGCUGGUGGCCAUCUUGUUUCCUCUCCUCGUCUCCUUCCUGCUGGAUGAAAACGCUCUGGGCUCGGCGCCCGCGGCGUCCCGUUCUCUCCACCAGGCGGCGCUCAAAGACCUGAUGCGCCUCGGUCCGCAGCACUCGGCCGUGUUCAGAUCGCUCAUCGCCUCGUCUCCUGCGCUCAAGUCUCGUCUGGAAGCCGCCGUCAAGGGCAACCAGGAGAGUCUGAGCGCUAAAGCUAGCAGCGCUAACCCCGCCGCCAAGUCCUCCCCCAGCAUCACGCUCAAAACCAACUUCCUGUGAGGCCACUUCCUGCUGCUGCGUUCACUGACCCCCUCGGGACAAACGCUACUCUGGGAAUCUGGAGCGGUAACACGAAAAGACAGAAGAGUAACAGACAGUUUGGGUUCAGAGCUGCAACUAGCGAUUAUUUCCACCCUGGAUUAAUGUGUGGGUUAUUUUCUGGAUGAAUGGAUGAGUAGUUGGUAGGGGUGGGAAUCACCAGAGGCCUCACGAUACGAGAU